Molecule: messenger RNA, 1103 nt
Organism: Menidia menidia (Atlantic silverside)
Lineage: Eukaryota; Metazoa; Chordata; Actinopteri; Atheriniformes; Atherinopsidae
Source: the annotation of a GenBank genome assembly
GUGAGUUCCAACUCCUCCCAGUUGAACAGGGAGGCUGAGCACAGCAUGGCGACCACCUUCAGGUUCGGAACCACAAGCAGUCCAUGCCGGGCAGCCUCUGAAGGGAGGGCGAACGAGGCCGAGGAAUACGAUGAUAAAGGAAACAGUGACCCAGAAAAGCUACUGCAAUGUCCGUUUGACAAAAACCAUCAAAUCCGGGCCUGCCGAUUUCCUUAUCACCUGAUUAAAUGCAGGAAGAAUCAUCCCCAACUGGCCAGUGAGCUGAAAACUUGUCCCUACAAUGCUCGCCACCUGGUUCCCAAGCACGAGCUGGCACAACACACCAAGACUUGUGAAUACAGAAUAUCUGUGACAGCUGAGGAGGCUGAAGGCAUAAAUGGACAGUGUAACUGGCACGUUCCAGUAAGUACGUGGGUAAAUCCGAACAUGUCUGAGGAUUGGGACCAAGAGGCAGAUGAAGAAGCUGCUCCAUUCGUGUGGGGUGUAAAUACAAUGCUGAAUCAAAUUCCUGACUCAAAGCCCGCCAACCACCUUGGUAAAAGCUUUAGAGUGCCCAAUAACCUCCCAUGGUCUGGAUUGUGAAGUUGCUUUUUUUUUUUCUGUUUAUAUACUCCCUUAGCUUUGUGUGUAUGCAUGCAAGUGACUUUCAAUUUUAGAAUUUGUUCUUAAUGUUUCUAAGCUAACUUUAUAUGGGCACACCAAUCCAAAAUAUCUUCCCUCUUGCAUGCAUCUAAUUUUUGUCACUGAGCGCAGCUGCAACCUCACUUAUCGACGCAAGCCUUGGUUUUUACUCUUGUUUUAUUGCUGGGCUUCGCUCCCCUACUGCAAACCGUCCUGUUAAAUUGUGUAAUGCUGAAGGAAAGGGUUUGUGCAAUGGGUUUGCAGUUUGGCGUGGUUAUUUGCAUACUAUAAUGCACAGCAUCGUUGGAUCUUACAGAGAUCUGUAUGGGCUUAAAUAUGAACAAUAGUUUUGUUUUUGUUUCCCCCUACCAUUGUAUCAGGAUUUUAAAGGGGGUCUAUUGAACUCAUUAAUCUGUUGAUUAACUUGGUCUUUGUUGACUUUUCAAUAAAGGCUAAAAGAACCUGAAAUGUUUUUUUUUGUU